This is a messenger RNA of Zingiber officinale, 1621 nucleotides long. Its product is annotated as protein VAPYRIN-like. Gene Ontology annotation, molecular function: protein binding. The transcript is spliced from 2 exons. Bases 163 to 1449 code for a protein of 428 amino acids. Gene Ontology annotation, cellular component: cytoplasm; nucleus. NCBI's taxonomy places the organism in Eukaryota, Viridiplantae, Streptophyta, Magnoliopsida, Zingiberales, Zingiberaceae. The record is from RefSeq and is a predicted model, not a curated record.
CUAGCUACAUAAUACUCUGUGACAAUCAGUAUCAAUCCUGUCUGUCUUCUUCUAGUAUCAGACAAAACAAAAACAAGUUUCUGACGAUCCUUUCUUCCUUCCCUCUCCAUCUCCUCAUCAUCACACAAUUGCCUCGUCCUCUCUCGCUAGCUCUCUGUACCUAUGACGACGGUGGCGGCGGAGAAGCUGGUUGAGGUGGUGGAAUCAGAGGUGGUUAUCGAGUUCAAGCCCGGCACCAAAUGCCGAUCUACCCUCCACCUCCGCUCCGUCCACCCCACCUGCGUCGUCGCAUUCAAGGUCCAGACCUCCUCUCCGGCCAAGUUCCACGUCAACCCCCCUGCUGGGGUCCUUCCCCCGAUGGCCUCCGCCGCCCUGCACGUUAUCCUUCGCCCACAGCCUCACCCGCCCACCUCCUUCCCCCGCUCCCCCUCCGACCGCUUCCUCAUCAAGGCCUCCGUCUCCGACGCAUCCGUCCCCACCUCCCACGAUGUCAAACUCAAGGUCGCCUACGUCGGCCCUUUCCUACUCCGCCACGCCGCCGCCCUCGGCGACACCGCUGCCGUCCGCCACCUGCUGCGCCGCCAGCCCCAUCUCCUCCCCCUCCUCCCACAGGAGGCGCCCUCCGCGUCCGCUCCCCUGCCAGCCGCCGCCGCCGCCACGCCCAAGGGGUGGACGUGGGCCCACGCCUCGGCCGCAUCUGGGGAGUUGGAGGAGCUGAGGCGGGCGCUGGAUGAGGACGGGCAGGAGGGGAGGGACGCGGAGGGGCGGACGCCUCUGAUGGUGGCGGCAGGGAAAGGUCAGGCGAUGUGCGUCAGGGAGCUGGUCGAGAGAUGGGGCGCGGACAGGGAUGCACGGAGCCGAGACGGGAGGACGGCGCUGUACCGGGCGGCGUCGAACGGGGACACCGCCACGGUGGCUGUGCUCCUGGAGUUGGGCGCCGACCCCAGCAUCGCCACCGCCCGAGGACGCACGCCGCUCGAUGUGGCCCGUGAUAAAGGACAUGAAGAUGUGGUGGAGCUGCUGGAACGCGGGGAAAUGGUGCUGACCGCGUCGCGAAAGGGGGACCUCCGGCGUCUGGAGUCGCUGCUGAAGAAGCGGGUGGGAGUGCGCGGCCGGGACCAGUACGGACUGACGGCGCUGCACGCGGCGGCGAUCAAGGGGCACCACGGGGCGGUGGCGCUGCUGGCGGAGUUCGGGAUGGAGGUGGAGAGCCAGGACGUGGAGGGGCACACGCCCUUGCACCUGGCAGUGGAGAGCGGCUGCCUGGACACGGUGGAGACGCUCCUGGAAGCGGGAGCCGACGUCAACGCCAAGACCAAGCGGGGAGCCACGCCGAUGGCCAUGGCCAGGUCCAUGGGCUACGAGGCAAUCGCGCAGUUGCUAGCCAGCAGGGGAGCUCUGCUCAUGCCGGCCGCUUCCUGUAUCGCAUCCUCCUCCUCCACUUCCUGAAACCUAGAGAACAGCCAUUAUAGCAUCCUUAAAUAUGAUAUUAGCUUGUUAAUUAUCUAAUAAUGCAAUUUGUUUUUUAAUCUUAUCAUAAAUUGUCUCCUGUAGUAAUACUAUUAUAUUAUAUGAAUUUCAACUAUUGCAUAUUAAUUAAAAAAAAUCUUUCUGUAUUAUA